AUGGUGUCUCUCAAGCCUCUGCUCAAAGAGGGAUCUUACCACUGCUAUAACAGCGGAGGGAGUACAGCGUGGUGUGUGCUGGCGGGGCGCUGCAGCAGGACAUGGCAUCUUAUAAAGUCUACCAAUAAGAGUGGCGGUGUCAACGUGUACAGAGAGCAUCGCGCUGUUGACUGGCGGGCGGCGGGCGGCGGCGGCGACCGCUUUGACGACAGCAAACAUGGGCAAACAAAGCUCUUCAUAUUAGAACAAGAAGCGAACAAACACGCGGUUCCUGGUAGCGGCACCCGGCGCGCCACUGCACCGCCCGCGCCUCUACACACGCCUUCCUGUACCCUGUCUGUUGAUCUACAAAGUUCCGACGGAUAG
Messenger RNA from Spodoptera exigua (beet armyworm), 366 nucleotides. The record is from the annotation of a GenBank genome assembly. NCBI's taxonomy places the organism in Eukaryota, Metazoa, Arthropoda, Insecta, Lepidoptera, Noctuidae.